Orussus abietinus is the source of this 2736-nucleotide messenger RNA. RefSeq names its product DET1 homolog (gene abo). The record is from RefSeq and is a predicted model, not a curated record. Gene Ontology annotation, molecular function: ubiquitin protein ligase binding; ubiquitin-like ligase-substrate adaptor activity. Gene Ontology annotation, biological process: protein ubiquitination; positive regulation of proteasomal ubiquitin-dependent protein catabolic process. Bases 456 to 2108 code for a protein of 550 amino acids. NCBI's taxonomy places the organism in Eukaryota, Metazoa, Arthropoda, Insecta, Hymenoptera, Orussidae. The transcript is spliced from 10 exons. Gene Ontology annotation, cellular component: cullin-RING ubiquitin ligase complex; nucleus.
AAACCUUUUUUACCAACGUUGAUCAAGUUCCUCGAUGUGUUUCACUUCACCUUAAUAGUAGUAAAUUUACUCCGAUCGAAGCAGCGGUGGCAACUGGAUUCCGCGCUCUUCUGAAGCCGCCAUAAAUUACCAUAAAUGAUUACGUUGACGAAUCGUCUGAUGUGUUUAUUGUUACAACCGCAACGUGUAUGUUCCUACCUCUUGAAGAGGUCCUGUGUUCCUUUUAACGUGUUUUGAGGUUAUAUUUUUAAUACUUACCUAUAUUUAUAUCUGCGCCAGAGCUUGGAAUUUACUAAGUAAGGUGUCACAUUUUUUACUAUUGAGAUCGUCGGGUGAGAAUUGGAGCAUAUAUGCAAGCUUUGAAUUGAAUAUAAAAGAUACAUCGCUCGCAUGAAGUCGUUAAUUUUAUAUGGAUGAUUCCACAUCGGCAUAAUAGUUUCGUCGUGUCGUAGACAAUGGCCAAAGAGGAGGGCAGGAUUGAAUUUGUGACGGAUCCUUGCCCCAUUAAACCUCGCAAAAUUGGUCCACAGAAUCUUGUCAUAAGGCUCAGACGGAGGGAAACACUUGGUUGUUUGUACCCAGGAACCCAAAUCAUCGAUGCGAGGCAGUUUUAUCAAAACAUCUACCCUAAUUUCACUGUUGUCAAUGUUGAAAAGCCUCUAUGCUUUCUUAGGAAAUUCAGUCCCGAUGGAAAAUAUUUAAUUGCCUUUAGUGCCGAUCAAACAUCCAUUGAAGUGUACGAGUAUCGGGGUGCUUCCGCAGCUGCAGACUUAUUAGUCGAUUGUAAAGGAGAAUAUGUGGGACAUAAGCACGACUCCCACUCCUGUUUCAUCAGAAGCAAUAUAUUUAACAGAUUCUUUAAGAUCAAAUGGAUCGUAAAUCUGGUGCACAGUAACGGACAACUGAAUCGAGAGUGCAGUUUAUUUACCGAAGACGGGCGCUACGUUAUUGUUGGAUCGGCUGCUUAUGUUUCCGAGAUCAGCCCUUAUUUCUAUCAGAUUUACUCCAAUAACGAAGCACUGACUCCAAAUCCUCGAUUACCUCUCGAAGAUUACAGCCUUUACUUAGUUGAUCUGCAUCAUGGAAUAUUUCGUGAUAGCAGACAUUUCAAAGUCGACAAGAUUUAUUUGUCGCAUAAUAAAGGUCUAUAUUUGUACAAAAACAUAUUAGCGGUGCUUUCUGUACAGCAUCAAACCAUUCACAUAUUUAAGAUUGUAAAUGGUACGAUAAUAAAUGUCCGGAAAAUCGGCAGGUUUUGUUUGGAAGACGAUGCUUACCUAGUCACAAGUACCUGGCCUGGAGCAAAUUUCAGACCCUUUCGAGACGUUACCAUAAAUAGCCUUAAACAUAAAUUAUUAGUGUAUCUGUAUAAAAGAGCAGAAUAUAUAAGCAAUUUGACAAAAGAUCCCUACGAGCUCAGGCGAUUUUACCAAUACUUCGAUCAGUUAAAUGCACUGCGCAUGUGGAAAAUGCAGCUAUUAGAUACUGAUCACAUCUUAGUGAGAUAUGCUAGCGAGGAAGUUGCAACGUUACAAGCAAACGAUCCCAAUGCACAGCCUGCUCUCUUGGUAGUCUACGAUAUGGUAGCUGCAAAAAUUCUAGCAGCCUAUGACAAUACAUCCACCCAACUGUUGACUCAAUUUGAAAACUUUGGGGAUUUCUUCAGCACCGACUACUGCCAGUUUAUGUGCUCUCCAUCGAAUAAUAUUUAUGCAAGAUUAAUGAGGCAGAGAUUCAAGCAAACGAUAGUCAGUGCCAGGUACGGAGGCAUUACGGAAGCUACAAAGAGGCUGUUGGCUCUACUACCAAUAUGUGCGCAGUCGUAUUCCAGUUCCCCUUACUUAGAUUUGUCCUUAUUUUGUUACGAUCCCAAAUGGGUGUCUAUGUUGGAAAGGCCGAAAGCUUGCGGGGAACACCCUAUAAGGUUCUAUGCUCGUGAUUCCGGGCUUCUAAAAUUCCGAAUGUACGCUGGUAUACCAGGGAAAACAACUCCUCUGGUCGAGAGACAACUAGUUACGUUCACGUUCCAUCCAACGGAUCCUUUUACUAUCUCAGUCCAGCGGACCAAUGACAGAUACAUUGUUAACUUCCACGUUCAACAUUUGUGAAGAGAAGAAAGUACUCCCUGACGAAUCAUGGACAUGAUUAAGAUAAUAAGAAACUUGUUGAGGGAUGUGCAAAAGUAUAUAUAUAUAACCUGCAAGUUUUUCUUUAUCACAUUCUGGCUGUAAAAUGUAUCAAUUCAUGGGUCACCAGCCAUGCGAAUCCAUUUCCAAGAAUGUUCUGACUACGAGCGUGACUCUGCUGCUCGAUAAAUUUGCAGAGAUCUUUUGUACCAACAAACUGUUAUUUAAAUACUUUAUUGUUUUGGUGUAUCCGAAAUCGUUACGUUCCUGUGGGCCUGUCAUAAAUUAAAUAACCAACAACGUGCAAUAGAACAAACCAGAUAUAAGGGAUCAAGCGUUAGAAAGAAAAGGAAGUAAUUGUACUUAACACGUAUCGUUUUCUAAACUUGCCUGUACAGUGGAAUGGGCUGUGGGAUAAAUUCAUCCACGUAAUCCUAUAAGCAUCUGACAAGGAUUCAUCUGAGCUAUCUCUAUAAGACUGGAUAUAAAAGCUUGUAUAUCGAUUCUACAGAACCUCGUGUAAAACCUGUAAUUUUGUAAUAACUAUUUUCCAUGUACCACUUUACAUUCAAUCGAAUUUGUUCGUAAAUAAAUUCCAUACUCACCAAGA